Exophiala xenobiotica is the source of this 2313-nucleotide messenger RNA. RefSeq names its product aldehyde dehydrogenase. Bases 571 to 2061 code for a protein of 496 amino acids. Gene Ontology annotation, molecular function: aldehyde dehydrogenase (NAD+) activity. NCBI's taxonomy places the organism in Eukaryota, Fungi, Ascomycota, Eurotiomycetes, Chaetothyriales, Herpotrichiellaceae. The transcript has 2 exons. The record is from RefSeq and is a predicted model, not a curated record.
GAAGAUGACCCGAUGAGUGACCUGAACAAGAGCUAAUCGGCCAGAUACCCCUCAUUCGGGUGAUUGCCACAGCAUCAGAAGAUCCAUCUGUCUUGUUCCCAUCCACCAAUCUCGCACUUCGAAUCGAAUCCUCUGACCCUUCGAACCGUCUCCUUUAGUCCACCCUGCCACUCGUUGUUUUGUCUGACCCUCCAUCGAACCCCGCAGUCGUUGUUCAUUGUCGCCAAUCGAGCUCAAGGUCUGACAGAAAUCCCAUCCUGCAUCGACUCCUCUGCCCUGCGCCACCUGCAGCUGCCGUUCGACCAGUGGAACAUCUCCCCAGAAACCCUGCUCAGUGGUUCGGUCCAUAGGAAAGCGAAGCUUCUUGUGGAUAUCGAUGCCCAGGGUGUCAUGUCAGUUGGACUCUGCGCUCACCUUUCCCCGCGCAUCAAAGAUUUCAAAUAAAUAGAAGUCUCGCCCUCGGUUGAUCGUCUGUUCCUCUUCUUCUGUUUAUCCACAACUCCAGAGGACUCUUUAAUUCAUCGUGAUACCCCUGCAAAAGUCGUUCUCAUCAUACUCAAUACCGCAAAUAUGUCGUUGUUCACCAAGAUCGAGACCCCCAGCAUCACCUAUGAUCAACCGACCGGCUUGUACAUUGAUGGCAAGUGGGUGAAGGGUACCGAGGGCAAGACCUUCGAGACCGUCAACCCCACCAACGAGAAGCCCAUCGUCGCUGUCCACGAAGCUGGCCCAGAGGAUGUCGACAUCGCCGUCAAGGCCGCCCGGAAAGCCCUCAAUGGCGUCUGGGGCCAGACGCUCCCCUCUGCCCGAGGUCAAGUGCUGACCAAGCUCGGUGACCUCUUCGACGAAUACUCCGACACCCUCGCUGCCAUCGAGUCUCUCGAUAACGGCAAGGCUCUUUCUAUGGCCAAGGUCGACGUCCAGUUGUCCUCCGGCUGCCUCAGAUAUUAUGGUGGAUGGGCAGACAAGAUCCACGGAAAGACCAUCGACACCGACCCAGAGACCUUCAACUACACAAGACACGAGCCAGUUGGUGUUUGCGGUCAGAUUAUUCCGUGGAACUUCCCUCUGCUUAUGUGGGCAUGGAAGAUCGGACCUGCUCUGGCCACUGGCAACACUGUCGUCCUGAAGACUGCUGAGCAGACGCCGCUGUCCGGUCUGUUUGCCGCCACCCUCUGCGAGAAGGCUGGUAUCCCCGCUGGUGUCGUCAACAUCAUCUCUGGAUUUGGUAAGACUGCUGGUGCAGCCAUUGCCUCUCACAUGGACAUCGACAAGGUCGCCUUCACUGGCUCGACCGUCGUUGGCCGAACCAUCCUCCAAGCCGCAGCCAAGUCCAACCUGAAGAAGGUCACCCUUGAGCUCGGCGGCAAGUCUCCCAACAUUGUUUUCAACGAUGCCAACAUUGAGGACGCGAUCUCGUGGGUCAACUUCGGUAUCUUCUUCAACCACGGCCAGUGCUGCUGUGCUGGCUCCAGAAUCUACGUCCAAUCCGGCAUCUACGACAAGUUCAUCGAGGCAUUCAGGGCCCGAACAGCCAAGAACGUUGUCGGUGACCCAUUCAAGCAAGACACCUUCCAGGGCCCUCAAGUCAGCAAGCUUCAAUUCGACCGCAUUAUGAGCUACAUCCAAUCCGGCAAGGAGGCUGGCGCCAAGGUCGAGCAUGGUGGUGAGCGUCACGGUGACGAGGGCUACUUCAUUCAGCCCACCAUCUUCUCCAAUGUCAGCCCAGAUAUGAAGAUUAUGCAAGAGGAGAUCUUCGGACCUGUCUGCACCAUCAGCAAGUUCGAGACCGAAGAUGAGGUUAUCAAGGCUGGUAACGAGACCACCUAUGGUCUUGCCGCUGCCGUUCACACCCAAGAUCUCAACACGGCCCUUCGUGUGGCCAACUCGCUCAAGGCCGGUACCGUCUGGGUCAACAACUACAACAUGCUCAGCUACCAAGUGCCCUUCGGUGGCUUCAAGGAGUCCGGUCUUGGUCGCGAGCUCGGCAAGUACGCUCUGUCCAACUAUACACAAGUCAAGUCCGUCCGUGUCCGACUUGGUGGUGCUCUUUUCGGUUAAACAUCCCGAAGAGGAUAAAAUCGAAAAACCACAAUUUAAAAAAAGUCGAACAUAUGCAAGGAACCAAAGCACCGAAGAUGUUGAUGACUUGAUUGUCUUGCAUCUCCACUGGUGCUGGCGCGCUGGGGGCAAAAAUGUAGCUUCGACUCCGGGCGUCGGUAACUCAGUCUAGCGCUUUUUGGUCUUCAGAUUUUAUGUAUAGGUUAAUGAGAUAUGAAGAAACAAAACAUAAAUGUCCGUGUUCAACUCAAU